AUGUUGUUUCUUGCAGUUGUUCAAUGUCCAAAAAAAAUUUGUUUUCAAUAUUUGAAAAUAUUACACUUGAACAAAAAGUAUUUCAAUACACGUCAUGAUAGAUGUUACUGCUCAAAAUGUUAUGGACCUUCAAAACCGAAAGGCUAUCCAGUAGGCAAGCCUAAAUUUACAGUGCCCAUAGGUUGGGUAUCGUUUGGAAUUCAAGUAGACAAAGCAUUUGUUUCCAAUAAUCAAAUAUUUAAAAAAUGGUAUACAACAUUCUAUGGGACAUCAAAAGAUAAACUUGACGAUAUCAUUCACAAUCGGUUCAUACCAUUUCCUGGUGAUGAUCUUCUAUCGGGUAAAAAGUUUGUUCUUAAUCUAUCAGAUCAACAUCAUAUUUAUACAUCGCCUUCAAUAAAUUAUGCUUCUCUUGAUCAUGCAGUAACUGUUGUGACAAUUCAACCAAGUCAACAUAAUAAUUCUAAAACAAUCGAUCCAUUAGCUAAAAUUCGUCCAAUAAUAUCAAAGAAACCACAUCUAGUACAAUCUCUUGUGCCUUCUAAAACAAUUCAAAUUUCAUCUGGAUUUAAAAUUCCUAAUACACGAAUUCAAUCAACUGAUAAUGAUACAUCAUAUUUACCUUUGGUAACAAUUAGUGACAAUGAACAUUCUGAUGAAGAUGAUUUUGUUUUGCCAGUACAAAAAUUAACAAAAGAAGAAUUACGUGAAGAAUUAAAAGUAUUUCAAUCAACUAAUUCUAUUAGUCAUGCUUUACUUGCUAAUGACAAUGAUGAUAAUGAUAUAGAUGAAUUACAAUUCCGUACACAACAACCAUUUAAUCGUUCUGUUUGUUGUUAUCAAUAUCCAUUUUCAUUUAAAAAUAGUUCAUGUAUAAUUUUAUAA
Rotaria sp. Silwood1 is the source of this 885-nucleotide messenger RNA. NCBI's taxonomy places the organism in Eukaryota, Metazoa, Rotifera, Eurotatoria, Philodinida, Philodinidae. The record is from the annotation of a GenBank genome assembly.